This is a messenger RNA of Closterium sp. Yama58-4, 5748 nucleotides long. Lineage: Eukaryota; Viridiplantae; Streptophyta; Zygnematophyceae; Desmidiales; Closteriaceae. The record is from the annotation of a GenBank genome assembly.
GUGGGCGGGCAGGUGGAUUUCCACGGCAUGCCAGGUGGCAGCAGCACGCCCGCGUGGACGAAGCUGACAGCGACAGCUCAGCCCAACGACCUGGUGAUAACAGUGCAGGAUGACGUCAGCGCGUGGCCUCUGGACGCCUUCGUUGUUGUCACAUCCACCGACUAUUUCCCGGACCAGGCCGAGGUCGUGGGGAUUAUCGAUGUGGUGGCCCUUCCUUCGGGCGGCUCGAAGAUAUUUUUGGAAAAGCCGCUGCGCCUGAUGCAUUUCGGAGAUCCCAAGGGCAUCCCCGACGGCUGGGGCGGCUUCGUGGACCAACGAGCGGAAGUGGCUCUGCUCAACCGCACCAUCGCCAUCACGGGAACAGACGAGCCCGCGCCGUACCACCGCGAGGGCGGGCACUUCAUGAUUUUUAUGAGCAGCACGCAGCAGUUCAUUGAAGGGGUGGAGUUUGCGCAGAUGGGGCAGCAGGGCAAGCUGGGGCGGUAUAAUAUUCACUUUCACGUGUGCGGAGAUGAUGGCGGACGGAGCGUUGUGCGCAAGAACGUGAUGCAUGACAGCAAGCAGCGCUGUGUGGUGGUGCACACGACCUUCAAUCUCACCGUAGAGGAGAACGUGGCAUACCACACGAGGGGGCACUGCUUCAUGGUGGAGGAAGGGGGGGAGACCGGCAACACCUUCCUGCGCAACCUUGGCAUCUGGACUCGCGCAGUGGAGGUGCUCAUCCCACUCUCGUCCGACCCCACCAAGACCGAGGAAACAGAUGACAACCCGUCCACGUUUUGGAUCACCAACCCCAACAACAACCUCAUUGGGAACGUGGCUGCUGGCUCUGAGAACUCGGGCUAUUGGAUGGAGCUGAGGGACAGGGUGCGCGGCUUCACGCUCUCCUACCCCGGGCUCAACGCCACAGUCCCCGCCAACGGCCCCUUUGGCAUCUACCGGGAUAACGUGGCUCACAGCAACAGAGGGCCGGGGUGGAGGACGUAUCCCAAGGGGGUGCGACCCAGGCAGACUUGGUCGCUGGACUCUCCCAUCCCUCAGUGGCAGUGGAAGCCGUCUACAGGCACCAUCAGCGGGCUGUUGCUCUACAAGCAAUCCGGAGACGGUCUGUUCGUGCACAAUUCAGAUGGGCUCAUCAUCACCAACAGCACCUUUGCUGACAACCGGCAGGGGGUGAACCUGCUGGGCAACACGGGCGUGAAGGUAGCAGACAGCCGGUUCAUUGGGGUGACCCCCAACUAUGGCAACCCACGCAUGUGUGACUCCACGCCGCAGAUGUGUGGGCCUGUCACUGGCUGCGAUUUCCCCCUGGCACCAGGGCAGCAGGGGCGGUCACAGGGGUGGUCGCACUGGAAGAACCCCAUCUUCGGCAUCAUCAUCGACCAGCCCACCUUCGGAUUCGACUUCGCCCGCGCCCAUGCCAUCUCCAACUGCCGGUUCCACGCGUUUGACAGCACGUGCCGCCUAGCUGCUGCCAUCGGCACGGGCAUCAACGGAGCUCCCAAGGACACAUGGGCCACGGCCACCAGCGUGCAGGCUGUGACAGGCACGCCAGGCACCAACAUGCUUUACUUCCCGCCCCGCAACUUCACCUUUCCCGGAGGAGACGUGAACAUGGGAGGAGAGGCAACGGACCUCUACACCUUGUGGGACAAAGACGGCUCUCUCCUCAACUCCUCUUCAGGAGGCUACCUACUCGCCAACAACACCGCUCUGCUGGCCCCCACCAAGCGCUUCCCCGCGUGCCAGCCCGUGUCCUCUUGGAACGCCUAUGCGUGCCCUUGCACGUGCUAUCGCACCGUCAUGUUCUCUUAUCUGGAGCCGGGGUUUACUGUGUAUGACAACAGCAGCGUGCCCGACAUACGCAAGAGAGGCGACUUCAGCUACCUCUCAAUCCGCCGCAUAGAGGACGACACAGUGAUCACAGUGGACGGCAAUCUGCGGUCUUUUGGCAACAUGUGGGCGGCGGGGCAGCGAAUCUUCGUGGUGCCCCUGCUGGCGAACGCCACGUACGAGGUCAACAUAGGGUUACCGAGCAACAAUCGCGCCUUCUUCCCCAGCAACAUCACGGUGCAAGUGCGCGACAGCAACGGGUGUGGUGGGCCGGUCACUCUGAGGAUUCCGGCGAAGCAGAGCAACCAGUGGAUGAUUAAUGAGGAGCAGGACGUCAACUGGAAGACCUGCGCUGGCACAUCAGACAAAGCAGCGGUGCAGUUUUCAUUCGUGUGCUUCAAGUUCAAGCCCACCGUUGAGCUCUCCUUCGACGGCACCUCCUCCAAGCCCAUUGUGCUCCGCGCCUCCCCCGACCCCGUCACUGGCUGUCGCCUCCCCUAUCGCUGUGGGCUCAUAGCACCAGGGUCAACAUGGGCGUACGACGUGAGUGGCAGGGAGCUGCAUGCAGCAAUCUCGGGCGCCAUGGGCUUCAGCUCUCCGCGCUUCAACGACGCCUCCUGGCCCCGCGGCCCGGCCAUCAUUGGCUAUGCUGGAUGGCGGUGGGGAGGCAUCAACACGUGGACUCCACCCUCAGGAGAUGCGCUCCCCACCUUCUACUACCGGCGGCCGUUCCGAGUGGCCAACAGCGCCUGUGCCACGGGGCUGUAUGUGGACGUGAUAGUGAAUGACGGCGUGCUGCUGUACCUGAAUGGGGUCGAGAUGCUGCGAGUCAACAUGGCUCCUGGCGCUGUCAACGUGUCGUCACGGGCCCUAUCAAACAAGGACCUGUGGGACUACACGUCCUUCUUCAUUCCUCUCAACGCCACAGCACCCUUCUCUCUGGCGGAGGGCACCAACCACAUUGCCGCCGAAUCACACGCUGCCAUCUGGACCACUGAGAACUUCUUUGACCUCAAGCUGUCCGCUCAGAUGGAUAGUGCAACGUGCAGCGGAGUGCUGAUACUGCAGGAGGUGUGCGAUGGGCUCGACAACAACAACGACGGCAAGAUCGACAUAGAUCCGCUCACGGACCGCCCUCUCACCCGCCCGUGCCGCAACCCUUGUGGGGCAGGAAUAGAGACGUGCAUCGAUGGAGCGUACCAGAACUGCACUGCUCCCGUGCACGGGCCUGAAGUCUGCAACGGGGUGGACGACAACUGUGACGGUCUCAUCGACAACUCUGCCUCCCCAACCACUCCCCAACUCGACUGCGCGAACGGCUCACUGUGCUUCAAGGGGCAGUGCCUGCCGUACGGCCCUCUCACCACACCCGUUACAGUGGUCAACAAGAGCGCUGCUGGGUGGCUCUACUAUGAUAAGGGGUACCUGCCCCAGUCCUACCCCACCUGGAGCACCAACAGCAACGUGCCUGCUCGUCUACUCAAGGAGGGAGCAGCACCGUUUGGCUACAACUCAGCAUCACCCACGGCCACCAACCUCUCACAGCUCACCAGUGGCGACUCCGCCUACUUCUUUCUCAAGAGCUUUGCGCUAACGGAGGAGGACGUCAACAACACCUGGAGCUACUCCGCAUCUGUCCAGAGGGAUGACGGUGCUGUCCUCCUGAUGAACGGAGCCGAGUUCUUCCGAACCAACAUGCCGGCUGGCCCUGUUACCUCCGCCACCUUUGCUGUGACUGGCACGUGGGGGGCCGACAAGACCACCUUCUUCAACAGCACGCCCUUCCGAUCCAUCGCGCAGUUCCUGCAGGCACUGCCCCCUGCAGGGAAUGCUGUUAGUGCUGGGAAUGCCAUCAGUGCGGGCGGGGCAUUCCGUGUGCAGCAAAUGAAGGUUCUAGAUCUGGACUUUCCAAGCAUUGGUGCCAAUGCUCUCCGUGCCCAUCUGCACCAGUCGUGCUGGUCAAGCGAUGCCCUCUUAGACCUCCAACUCACCCCCCACGCCAAGCGCCCCUGCUCCCUCCCUUCAUGUGGUGCCUGUUCUGCCUCCCAUCCCAUCCCAUCCAACCAGCCCGGCACCAACUGGGUGGGAGUGCAGCUGCACCAGUCACGCUGGUCCAGAGAUGCUCUCAUGGACCUUGAGAUCACCCGCCGUGCCAUGCUUCCUUGCUCCCUUCCCUCACGCCCCACACCCUCUCUUCCUGCUCUGUCUGCUGUUCCUCCUAUCCCACACCAGCCCGGAACCAACUGGGUGGGCGUGCAGCUGCACCAGUCGCGCUGGUCCAGAGAUGCUCUCAUGGACCUUGAGAUCACCCGCCGUGCCAUGCUUCCUUGCUCCCUUCCCUCACGCCCCACACCCUCUCUUCCUGCUCUGUCUGCUGUUCCUCCUAUCCCACACCAGCCCGGAACCAACUGGGUGGGCGUGCAGCUGCACCAGUCGCGCUGGUCCAGAGAUGCUCUCAUGGACCUUGAGAUCACCCGCCGUGCCAUGCUUCCUUGCUCCCUUCCCUCACGCCCCACACCCUCUCUUCCUGCUCUGUCUGCUGUUCCUCCUAUCCCACACCAGCCCGGAACCAACUGGGUGGGCGUGCAGCUGCACCAGUCGCGCUGGUCCAGAGAUGCUCUCAUGGACCUUGAGAUCACCCGCCGUGCCAUGCUUCCUUGCUCCCUUCCCUCACGCCCCACACCCUCUCUUCCUGCUCUGUCUGCUGUUCCUCCUAUCCCACACCAGCCCGGAACCAACUGGGUGGGCGUGCAGCUGCACCAGUCGCGCUGGUCCAGAGAUGCUCUCAUGGACCUUGAGAUCACCCGCCGUGCCAUGCUUCCUUGCUCCCUUCCCUCACGCCCCACACCCUCUCUUCCUGCUCUGUCUGCUGUUCCUCCUAUCCCACACCAGCCCGGAACCAACUGGGUGGGCGUGCAGCUGCACCAGUCGCGCUGGUCCAGAGAUGCUCUCAUGGACCUUGAGAUCACCCGCCGUGCCAUGCUUCCUUGCUCCCUUCCCUCACGCCCCACACCCUCUCUUCCUGCUCUGUCUGCUGUUCCUCCUAUCCCACACCAGCCCGGAACCAACUGGGUGGGCGUGCAGCUGCACCAGUCGCGCUGGUCCAGAGAUGCUCUCAUGGACCUUGAGAUCACCCGCCGUGCCAUGCUUCCUUGCUCCCUUCCCUCACGCCCCACACCCUCUCUUCCUGCUCUGUCUGCUGUUCCUCCUAUCCCACACCAGCCCGGAACCAACUGGGUGGGAGUGCAGCUGCACCAGUCGCGCUGGUCCAGCGACGCUCUCUUUGACAUCGAGCUCACCCGCCACGCCAUGCGCCCCUGCUCUGCUCUCGACGGCUCUCCCUCUGCUUGCGUGCGCACGCCCCCGGCGGACACUCUGCUGCUCGCGCAAGGGUCAACGUGGGCCUACAACGAUGCCUCCCAGCCACCGCCCAACCCUGACACCUGGUUCCUGCCCUCCUUCGACGACUCUGCAUGGCCCAGAGGCCCUGCACCCCUAGCAGCGGGCAACAGCAGGGCGGGCACCAACCUCACCCUCAACAGCACCACCAGCGGCACUCGCGUGGCACACUACUUCCGCCGCACCUUCACUGUCACGGAUGCUGCCUGCCACGUGGCCCUCACCGUCUCCUUCAACAUCGCUGACGGCGCUGUGGUGUACCUGAACGGCGUCGAGGCAUACCGCUUCCAGAUGCCACCCCCCUCAUGGGGCCCGGUCACGCCGGCCACCACCGCCACGAACGGCUAUGUGUGGCGGUGGGUGCCGUCUGUUCUGUCGGGCGGGUGGCUGCAGCAGGGGGCGAAUGUGAUAGCGGUGGAGGUGCAUCAGCAGAAGAGCACCAACACUCUGCUCACGUUCGACGUGCAGGUUACCAGUAAGAGAGAAGCCGUUGCGUGCACCCCUGCCCCGCAGUAA